CGCCCAAGAGCCAGUGCCGAGCUGUCCUCUGCUCGGGAAGGUUUACCAACACAACCCUCCGCUAGCUGGUGGUCGGCUGGCGCGCUGCUGCCCCUCGCUCGCUUACCGCUGCUGCUGGAUUAUCUCAGCAACCCGUGGAUGAACGCAAAACAUCCUCACCCCCCGUACGGGUCCCUGUGCCGCCGGACGAGUGAGAUAUUAACUGAAUCUCAACAGUUUUCAAGGAGAACCGAGACCGUUUCUUGUUCGUGCUCUUCUCUGGAACUUUUAAGAGACCGUGGUGUGAAUACAGUGUGCUUGCGGCCACUCCAAGUGUCGAAUUGAAUAUAAGAGGAGAGGGACUCUAUACCUCCCUCCCCCUCCAGGCCCCACCUCCUCUUCCUCUCCCUCCUCCACCUCCUCCUCCUCCACCUCCUCCUCCUCCUUGUUGUCUUCCACUUGCUCCUUCUUCGUCUGAACCUUCUUGAGAAACUUUUAUGAGCUUUUUUCUCCUCUCACCCUUGCGAGAAACUUUAAUCGUAAAAUGGAAACCGAGCGACUCCGGCUGUGACAAUUAGCCGCUAGGAGACGAGGCAGGGAGGAGAGAGGGCCGGAAAAGGGGCGUUGGGGGGAAGGAAAGUUAAAGUUGGUUCAGUGUUCGAUGGUCUGUCCGGCGAAGGCGUAAUACACGAUGCCUAAGGCGCUCAAGCUCCUCGUCCUCCUCGGCCUCCUCCUUGCCCUUCCUUCAGACACUACUGCGAGGCGUCAUGACGUGUCUCGGGAUUACAUCAAGCGUCCCAGGGCUGCCAACCUUGCCGAGAUCACACCUGAGCAGCAGAACAACACGGAGGUGGUGGCACAGGUUGGCGGCUCUGCGUCCAUCAAGUGCUACACACACUUCAUUGGAGACGAGACGGUAACGUGGCUGAAGAAAGACGAGGACCAGCUCUUGACGGCGGGCUCGGUCAUCUACUCUUCGGAAAAGCGCUACGCCGUCUCCCACGUGCGGCAUCAACAGCUGUGGGAACUCUCCGUGAUGGAUGUGAGGCUGUCUGACGCAGGGACGUACGAGUGUCAGAUGACGACCCACCCGCCGACCUCCCUUUUCUUCAUCCUCAAGGUCGUGGAGGCGCGGGCGGUGCUGCAGGGCGCCCCGGAGGUUCACGUGCAGACAGGGGAGAGUCUUCGUCUGCACUGCAACGUUCAGCGCGCCACCGACCCGCCCCAGUUCAUCUUCUGGUACCACAACGGCAGCAUGAUCAACUACUCUCCGCCGCGCCCCCUGGAGGUGGUCAGACAUCACUACACCAGUGACCUAUACAUCUCCGACGUGAGGUGGGAGGACGCGGGGGCCUACAGCUGCGAGCCCGAGAAGGCACAUCCCGCCAACCUCACCCUGCACGUCGUGGCUGGAGAGAAGCACGCCGCGCUGCACAACGGCCAAGGCGAGGGCGGGGAAAGCAGUAACACCUCUGCCCAGGCCGGCCGCCCCCUCACACCGCUACUGCUCGCCUCCUCCUGCCUGCUGCUCCUCCUCACCACCGCUUACUUUGACAACAUCUACGGCUGGGUGUCGGCGCAGGGCGGGAGCCUCCAGCAGCCAGACGACCUUCACGCCGGGGAUGUCGAUGAACCACAAACCCUUCAGCAGCAUGGACAGGAAGAGGAAAAGGAAGAUGUACCGGGACACCAGACACGCUCGGGGCACCACUGCCGCCAGGUGCAGGAGCAGCAGCGCGACAUUUAUGGAGAAAGACGGAUACACAGCAUUUGCAGCAGCCACAUGGAGGGUUCGAGGACUAAGAGAAAGAGGUCACUUUAGAUGCAGCGACAACCACCACCACCACCACCUCCACAGCCACUACUCUUCCUCACUCAGUCACUCACGCACUCACUCGGCCUGCGCCCCGCCCCUCCCUCAACACCCACGGACUGUAUCACCACCCCCAGGGCGGCCUCGGGCAGCGCCAGGUAAGCAUCGUCAGGGUUCCAGUACGCGACGCGAUUUAAUUUUGCAAUACAAUUUUUGAAACUCGCUUCCCAGGUGCCGCCCGCUCGGGCGACGUAAUAAUUUUGUUGUUAAAUAUAUAUAUGUUGAGAUGUUGCCCGGGGGUGUGACUGGCGAGGGCGGUGUGAUGGACAGCCGCCCAGCCUCCCCGCCAUCCGUGGGGGGCGCCGGGCCGACCCUCGCCUCCGCCGCCGCGCCAGGCCGCCGCCUCGCCGCGCGGGCCACUCGUGUCCAGAUGCGGCCAGGCAGUGGCCACUGGCCACUUUGUGUUUUACACUCGAGAUUUUAUUGUACAAAUUCAUUGUAAAGAGAGUUAUGCCUUCAUUAGACUGAAAUUAUCUAUAUUUGUUUCUGCAACUGAAUGUAUAGGUGUGUAUGGGUAUAAAUCUGCACACGGGUAUGUACUUGCACACGUAUACGUUCAGGUCUGUUACACAUACGUCUGCAGGUGCGUACGUGUGUGCGGGUGUACGAAGGAUAUCGAUGUACAUAGUGGCGCGGCGGGCGAGCUGCGCCACGCCUCCGGGGAAGCAAUGGGUCACUGGAUGUUGGGUGAACGUUAUGUUAACAAGACCAUUCCUUGUAACCUCAAACACGCUGUUGUCAGAUGUCUGUCGACGUGUUUCCUCGCUGACAUGACUGGGCGCGGAGUCAAGUUGUGGAUAUUUUUUUAUACAAUACGCGAGGCGGCGGGCGGGGAGGGAGGCGACGAGUGGACGGUGGCGCAGGAGGGCGGCGUGACCCUUAAUGGCGCCUCGCUGCUCCUCGCCUCCAGACGUCGGUAAGGGCACCGGCGGGACCCACGGCAGUGACAGAGGGACAGGUGACGCCAUUACUAGCAAGGAACAGGACUCACUGGCAGGAGGCCGCGGCUGACGUGCCAGAGGUCGAUUACCGACCCCAAGGCCUCGGGUCCGCGUGGCCCGUGGCCCUCGCCGAGCCUCAUCUUGGAGUGUUUGUGGGCGACGCGUCCUCUGUUGUUUUUCGCUGCCUUAAGCCGCUCGCCCACGCCUUGAGUUAACGAGGAAACUGUGUUGAAACGUGUGACGAGGAGGCGAGUGUUUCACCUCUCGUGACAUAGGAGCCGAGUGAUCAGAGUCUGCGCUCCUGACUCAGCCCCGAGGAGUUGCCCACGCCACGAGCCGCCCCGCCCGCACCUCACCUCGCCUCGCCUCGCCUCCUCUCCCUUGGAUCUGUUGGAUGUAAAUAGUUUCUGUUUGGAUGAAGACAAAUAUAUAAACAUAUGAUAUAGCUUUUUCUCGGUAGAAGUCUCACCCAAGUCUUGAAUGUUUGCAUCCGUGCCAAAAGUUUACAUGUGCUGUUUGUGAAUAAAACGCCUCGUGCAAUCUUCUUGUUUUUCUU
This is a messenger RNA of Eriocheir sinensis (Chinese mitten crab), 3349 nucleotides long. RefSeq lists its product as uncharacterized. Gene Ontology annotation, biological process: synapse organization. Bases 671 to 1801 code for a protein of 376 amino acids. Gene Ontology annotation, cellular component: neuron projection membrane. NCBI's taxonomy places the organism in Eukaryota, Metazoa, Arthropoda, Malacostraca, Decapoda, Varunidae. The transcript has 7 exons. The record is from RefSeq and is a predicted model, not a curated record.